AUGAAGAUCUGUUGCCUCUCCUUCCGGCAGCCUUAUGCUGGCUUUGACUUAAACGGGGUCAAGACCUUGGAGUCACGUUGGUGUCCCCUGCUCGGCAGCCACCAGAACCAUACCAUCGCCAUCCACAUUGCUAAGAGGGACUGGGAAGACGACGCAUGUCUGGAGCUGCUGCAGGGGAGGCUCGGGAUGACGCCCGCUCAGAUUCAGGCCUUGCUUCAGGAAGGGGAAAAGUUUGGCCGAGGAGAGGUAGCUGGGCUCAUUGACAUUGGGGAAUCUUUGGAGUGUCCCGAAAACUUAGCUCCUGAGGAGGUCGUGGAACUGGAAAACCAAGCUGUCCUGACCAACCCGCAGCAGAAGUAG
Messenger RNA from Cynocephalus volans (Philippine flying lemur), 360 nucleotides. Its product is annotated as protein EOLA2-like. NCBI's taxonomy places the organism in Eukaryota, Metazoa, Chordata, Mammalia, Dermoptera, Cynocephalidae. The transcript is spliced from 2 exons. The record is from RefSeq and is a predicted model, not a curated record. Bases 1 to 360 code for a protein of 119 amino acids.